Messenger RNA from Perkinsus marinus ATCC 50983, 549 nucleotides. RefSeq names its product translation machinery-associated protein, putative. Gene Ontology annotation, molecular function: RNA binding. Lineage: Eukaryota; Perkinsozoa; Perkinsida; Perkinsidae. The transcript is spliced from 6 exons. The record is from RefSeq and is a predicted model, not a curated record. Gene Ontology annotation, biological process: formation of translation preinitiation complex. The coding region runs from base 1 to 549 and encodes 182 amino acids.
AUGUUCAAGUCCUUUACAGAGGCCGAUAUCUCUACCCAGAAUCAAGCUAAGUCGUCGGUAGCCCGUGGAGUGAAAGCUGAUGUCAUCGAGAACUACCCAAGGAUGGAGGAGUGUGCUCCUGGCCUCUUUCCCAAGAAGGCUCAGAAUGUUCUAGUGAAGUGUAAGGACCAUGUUCAAAUGUUCUCCGUAAACGGGGAGGUGUUGUUCUUCCAGCUGAGGGAUGGCCCGUGGAUUCCCACACUUAGAACGUUGCAUAGAUUUCCCACGAUGAUGCCGUUGGUACGAGUCGAUCGUGGUGCGAUUCGGUUUGUUUUGAAAGGUGCUAAUAUAAUGACCCCUGGCCUGACAAGCCCUGGAGGGGCGCUGCCAGAGCAUUUGGAAAAGGAUCAGAUAGUUGCGGUCGUAGCAGAGGGAAAGGAACAUAUAUGUGCUAUCGGGAGGACGUUGCAGUCAGCUGAUGAGAUGAGGUCGACGAACCAAGGCAUAGCGAUUGAGAAUAUCCAUUACUUGAAUGAUGGCUUGUGGAAGCUUACGUCGAGACCUUUGUGA